Messenger RNA from Drosophila willistoni, 684 nucleotides. RefSeq lists its product as uncharacterized. Lineage: Eukaryota; Metazoa; Arthropoda; Insecta; Diptera; Drosophilidae. The coding region runs from base 61 to 669 and encodes 202 amino acids. The record is from RefSeq and is a predicted model, not a curated record. The transcript is spliced from 3 exons.
AUUGCACAUAUAUACAACAGUCUUCAGACACUUGCAGGACAGGAAUCGAUCUCAUCGGAAAUGUUUUUGAAAACAUUGUGGAGGUCAACUCAUUCGUUUUGGCAGUGGUUUUAUAACCUUAUGAAGUUUUUGCAGCCCAGAAACAGUCAUGGAAAUAACAGUAUCAAUGAUACUUCGGUGCAGGCCAUAUGGCAAGCUGGUCAUAUUUCUGGCUUCAUAAGCAAUGAAAAAGCAGCAGAACUUGUCAAGGAUCAACGUGUUGGCACUUUUCUAAUUCGCUUGAGCAUGAAUUCUCUAAAUGUUGUUCAAAAGAUGUCGGAUACAUCUGUGCACGUCUAUGCCCCGUGGGAUCAACAACUAGUAAAUUAUGGCGGCUUGGCAACGUGCAUUGACCAACUAUCGGGAGCAGAUUUCUUGCUCUCUGUCUUUUCCAAUGAAAUCAGAGAUCGAAACGAAAUUGUAAGACAACCCGCAACUGAAGGAUCAAAUACGACCAAUUACCCAAGAAGCAUUGGCAUACAAUCUCCAUCAUCAUCUGAUAUCAAUAUUAAUAUCGACAUUGAUUUUGACCUUGAUAUUUACUUAAAAGAUUUGCCAUAUCCAUCAACUGAUGUUCCCGACUAUGGUGAAGAAUUGCUUUCUGAACUCAUUAAUAAUCAUGAAUCUUAAAUACUAUAAGUCAUU